AUGCCCCUGCCGCUCCCCGGCCUCCCGCGAGCGAGCGACGCGCCGGCCUCGCCCCCCGCGCUCCGCCCGGCCCGGCUCCGCUGGCCGCUCGGCACCUGCCCGGGGGCCGCCGCCCGCCCGCUGCCCGCCGAGGACGCGCCGCCGGCGCCGCCGCCGCUGCCGAGCCGCCCGGGCACGCGGCACGGCCGGGCUCCGGGCGCCGCGGCCGCAGCCCAGGUGCGCCGUCAGCUCAGGGGGCCCCCGGCAGGUCGGCGGGUGCAGACAGCCGCGGACGCGGGCCUGAGCUCAUCCCGGGCGCCCGGCGCCCAGAACGCGCAGCCGGCGGCCUCCGGUGAUCACGUGCUGCCGCCCACUCAGGCUGCGCCGGCCCAGCCGCUGUGCCACACACCGGAACCAGAGUGUCCUCCGACUCUGCCUGCGCCUGUGCUCCCGCCUGGCCGUCUGCGUGCAGUCCAGCAAGGCCCGCCGCGGGCCUUGUUUCACCCCUGCCUCUCUGGUCAGCUCACCCGGUCAUUCAGCUCACGAAUUCCUAACUGCACACCAGCCUCUGCAGGCUCAAGUCAGCCAUCACCCUUCUGAGCUUGAGCACGGGGCCAGACGCACCCUGGGCCCAGCCACACCGCUUCCACUUACCGGACACCGGGCUCAGCUCGUGCUUGUGACCGAGCCUCGUUUUCC
This is a messenger RNA of Nycticebus coucang (slow loris), 678 nucleotides long. RefSeq names its product WW domain-binding protein 11-like. Lineage: Eukaryota; Metazoa; Chordata; Mammalia; Primates; Lorisidae. The transcript has 3 exons. Bases 1 to 579 code for a protein of 192 amino acids. The record is from RefSeq and is a predicted model, not a curated record.